Molecule: messenger RNA, 1941 nt
Organism: Klebsormidium nitens
Lineage: Eukaryota; Viridiplantae; Streptophyta; Klebsormidiophyceae; Klebsormidiales; Klebsormidiaceae
Source: the annotation of a GenBank genome assembly
GUCGCUUUCAGCUGCCCAGCUUAUCUUCAGAUGGUUCCGCUAAAGAAGACGUGCUGGGGCAUUCUUUGAGCUCGACAAUCAUUGCCUAGAUUCGUAGCCCAACAAGAUCGUUUGUACCACUUCAAGAAUCAAAAGGAUUGCGCUGCUUCACGUCACCGGUGCUCACCCUUAUAUUCACGCCACCAGACAUUUCUUGUGCCCUGUGAUACCGUCCCUCCAGGCACCAAAAGUGCCUUCGCUUUUCAGAUGUUGGAAGGGGACAGUCCUGAGGCUGCCGCCAAAAGCCAAGAUGCAGUGGACCCGAUAGUGUGGCCAUCAGAUGGACAGGUGUCAGUGGCAUGGAUCGAGAAGCUGCGAGAAGCAUUGGUGCAUGCCACCUGGAAGCGGAAACCCGAUGAGCUUCCUCAGAUCUUCCCCCCGCAGGUCUUUGAGGCACUCAUAGACAGAGCGACCAAGCUGAUGCAAUCGGAGCAGAAUGUGGUGGAUGUAAGCCCGAAGAAUGGAGAGACGGUCACAGUGGUGGGCGAUGUGCACGGCCAGUUCCACGACGUCCUCCGCCUUCUUGAGCGGGCAGGCCAGCCCAGCGAAAAGUCGUUGUUUGUCUUCAACGGAGAUUAUGUCGACCGAGGCGCGUGGAGCGUCGAGACCUACGCCCUGCUUCUGGCGUGGAAAGUGUGCCUUCCGAAGCACGUGAUUCUGAUACGGGGCAACCACGAGACGAAGUAUUGUGCACACGUGUACGGCUUCAAGCAGGAGUUGGAAGCCAAGUAUGGAGCCCACAGCAGUCGGGGGCUGUUCAAAAAGCUGUUGGUUUGCUUUACAGCCCACCCCCUUGCUGCGGUCGUCGGCUUUUCGACUUUCAUCGCACACGGGGGGCUGUUCCGCGAACUCCCGUCCUGGUACGGCGGCCGGAAGGGGAAGAAGGGCGGAAAGAACCGGAAGGGGGGGAGAGACAAUCAUAAGCGCGCCAAGCACGGGUCGGAUGCACCGGAAGGGUUGAAAGUGGGGUCCAUUGCGGAGCUUCGGAAAGUCAAGCGGGCGGUCUUGGAUCCGCUAGACGGCCGAAACCCGCUUCCUUCAGACGUCCUGUGGUCCGACCCCGGCCUAGACCCGGGCAUCGUUACCAACGAUUCGAGGGGGAUUGGGCUCGUCUUUGGCCCCGACUGCACGCAGACGUUUCUGGAGUCGCACCGCCUGAAGCUGGUGAUCCGAAGCCACGAGGGCCCCGACGCGCGCGAGAAGCGCGAGGGCAUGCACGCCAUGCUCAGCGGCUUCUGCGAAGACCACGUGGUGCCUGCGGGGAAGCUGGUAACUCUUUUCAGCGCGCCCGACUAUCCCCAGUUUCAAAACGUGGACGACGUGGAGCGAUAUAAGAACACGGCGGCGUAUGUCGUGCUCAGCGGGCCCGGUUAUGAUACACCGGAGGUGCACCACUUUGACGCGGCGUUGCCACGACCGGAGGUCAAAGCGUACUACGACUUCGAAACCGCCUUGGAUUCGGACGAAGACUUGGACCUGGGGUCGGAAGCGGAUGGAAGCGAAGCCAGCCUCUUCUCGGACGGGAGCGAUGUAGAUAGUUGACCUCGAGAACAUAUACCACGCAAUCUUUGCUGUUGUAGGUUUAUCAGAGGUAAGGCCCCUUAGGUAUACCAAGGAUACAGAAUCGAAUAAGGAUAGAGAGAGCAUAGAAGAGUUUCCAGGUAAUUGUCGAGCAUUGAAAGGUGUGUCAUCGUUAACCAGAGUUUCUUGGGAUCGGUACAAGCAGCUUCUUUAGGUAUGAUACGUUGCGCGGGUUGAAGCGGGGUUGCGAAACGUUGGGGCAAUUAAUGUACGAGGUCUGGAUUUCGUGAAGUCUGACAGCCACUUACAUCAUUGCGGGCGAACACUUUCUAUAACCCCAAUUCUGCGUUCUAGCUGCGCCAUCACAUAUGGCUGGCUUAG